Molecule: messenger RNA, 492 nt
Organism: Sciurus carolinensis (gray squirrel)
Lineage: Eukaryota; Metazoa; Chordata; Mammalia; Rodentia; Sciuridae
Gene: Tex46
Product: testis expressed 46
Exons: 2
Coding region: 1-492 (163 amino acids)
Source: RefSeq, a predicted model, not a curated record
AUGUUGGGGGAACUGAUAUUUGUUUUCCGGAGUCUCCUUACCCUCCUUGCUUCCUCGGGCACCAUGGGAGCCGUGGUGGCUUGGCUGAUAAGCUAUAAGCCAGUUUUGUUUGGGUUCCUAUUCCUUCUGCUGUUGCUUAGCAACUGGAUGGUCAAGUAUGAACUCAAGCCCACCCCCUCAGAGCCCUGUAAGGAGGCAAUAACACCCAAGACUCCUGAAUGCAAACCCAUCAACAACGUGACCAUGAAAGCUAAGGAAGUGGAGAGGCUGCACGCCUGCUUUGCGCUCCAGGACAAGAUCCUCGAACGGCUUUUGUUCAGCGAACUAAAGUUGAAGGUCUUGGAAAAUCAGAUGUUCAUCGUAUGGAAUAAAAUGAAUCACCAUAAGCGGUCAAGCAGAUAUCGGACUUUCCCCACGAAGAAACACAAAACGAGGAGGCACGAGUCAGUUUUCUCCAUCCUCUCUGAUUGUACUUCCAAUUCCCCCACCUAA